Messenger RNA from Drosophila rhopaloa, 1052 nucleotides. RefSeq lists its product as uncharacterized. The transcript has 4 exons. The coding region runs from base 89 to 925 and encodes 278 amino acids. The record is from RefSeq and is a predicted model, not a curated record. Gene Ontology annotation, molecular function: acyltransferase activity, transferring groups other than amino-acyl groups. Lineage: Eukaryota; Metazoa; Arthropoda; Insecta; Diptera; Drosophilidae.
ACAUCUAUAAAGAAAUGCACUAUCUAAGGCAAAUAGUUAUUUGGUAUAAAUUGGAUCACUGUCCGGUUACAGGGAAACAGUUUGUAAGAUGAGUCGUCUACAGCAAGUCGGUAUCCAGCAGAUGGAGGAUCUUAAAUGUGUGUACACCCGAGACUGGCCAAAAUAUUGCAAGGAAUAUUAUUGCCUGGACAAUUUUGUGGACCUGCACAGGAAGGAUCCUCACCUGGGGGAUGUCAAAAUUUACGCUCUUCCCAAUCUUGAACUCGGACUAUUUGUGAUUGUGGAUCGCUAUCAGAUUUCUGUUGGCUUUUUGGAGUCUGAAAGAUCGGAAAGUCGUCUGAGGGAAUCCUUACUUCAAUUGGAGUUUUUUGGGGGUGAACAAUUUGCCUCCAUGCCAAAAAGAUAUUUCAAAGCUGCCAUCGAUACAAUACAUGCGAAAAACCUGAAACUAGAUAUUAACAGUGUAACGUUCUCCCUGGUUUUGAGCAAUGAAGAGGCCCUUCAGUUUCAAGUGGAACCACCAGUUGGCUUUUCCUUAAAAUCUCUGCGAGUUGAGGACGCUCAAGUAGUUGAUGACCACUGGGAAUGGAGUGAACCGGGUACCCUUUCUUUUAUCCAACGCCAAAUUAUCUGUAACACCAGUGUGGGCUUGUAUAAGGACGAUGACAAUGAACUCGUGGCCUGGUGUAUAAGGGCUCAGGAUGGUUUAUUGGCAGUUCUUCAAGUCAAAAAUACCUAUCAACGCAGAGGUUUCGGAGUUCUGAUUGUGAAAGAGUUUUCCAAACGAGAGGCUCUCCAGGGCCACGAUGUAAUCACCGAAGUUGUUCCAGAAAACAAGGCAUCGAUGAGUCUGUUCAAGAAAUUGGGCUUCAAAUUUAACGACCAGUGCCAUUGGCUUUACACAGAAGCGCCAAUUAAGGAUUGAUAAGAUUGUUUAUCUGGAUUUUCAAGCAUGUAAAUCAGAAAAAUAUAAGCGCAGAUGUGGUGAUAAAGUGCGGGGGACUCUUAAGAGCAAAUAAAUAUAUAUAAAAUAAAGAGAGAGUCUAAUGAUA